AUGCACGCUGUAACAUGCAUUCAUGCAUGCACACUUGUCGUCUUCUGCAAACAUGCCACUCUAUGCAUCAAUGCACCGCUUGACAACGAGAUGGGUAGCAUCAACAACAACCUCAACAACAACAGCAUCAACGACAACAUCAACAACAACAAAAACUACAAGAUCAACAACAACAUCAACAUCAACUACAACAUCAACAACAACAUCAUCAACAACAACAGCAUCAACUACAGCAUCAACUACAGCACCAACUACAACAUCAACUACAACAUCAACAACAUCAACAUUUACAUCAGCAUCACCAUCAUUGUUCACUUUUUGCAUGCAGACGUCACAGCCAGCCUGGCUAGUCUGAGCCAUGCGAUGUUUGCAAUCAGGAAGGCAAUCCUCUACAGACUUUCUUUCAAUAUCAGGAUAGAACGCGCUCACAUUUGUUUGCCAGAUAGAGAAGUGGUCGUGGUGAGAGAUGGGCACAUAUGUGAGGUACCUUCUGGCCAGCCCUGCCUGCAGUCGACAAAUUUCACGUUACACGUUGUGAUUUUACUGGAGUCUGAGUUUGGUUUUGAGCUGGUGACUCGAGGGGGCUCGCUUGGAGUAUUUUCUUUCUGGGGCGGUGGUUUUGGUAUAUGUCAUGCUGGUUUGAACAAGGCACAACACGGCAGCAUUCUGGGAACUGCGAUGCCGUUAAAACAGAACGAACAAUAA
Helobdella robusta is the source of this 705-nucleotide messenger RNA. RefSeq lists its product as hypothetical. The record is from RefSeq and is a predicted model, not a curated record. Bases 1 to 705 code for a protein of 234 amino acids. The transcript has 6 exons. NCBI's taxonomy places the organism in Eukaryota, Metazoa, Annelida, Clitellata, Rhynchobdellida, Glossiphoniidae.